Messenger RNA from Stylonychia lemnae, 1890 nucleotides. NCBI's taxonomy places the organism in Eukaryota, Ciliophora, Spirotrichea, Sporadotrichida, Oxytrichidae. The record is from the annotation of a GenBank genome assembly.
AUGAUGACUGAUCGGCAAAUAUUAAAGAGACUCAAUAAUGAGAUUAAAAGAUCGAGAGUAUUCAAGUCAGUAAACUUUACUAAACUUCCAGAUGUGAUCAAAAGAAAGGAAGGUUAAGAAAUACAUAUUAAAAAAAAGCCUAAGAAAAAUCCCAAAAAGAAACCAAAUAAGAAUAACUUGUUGCUGGAGCACGAAGAAGAAGAAGUAUCUGACACAAGCCAAGAUUUAGAUGGUCUAGAGGAUGAUAUUUAUAUUGAUAGAGACUUUCAAAACUAUGAUGAGGUGUUUAAAGCUAAAGCUGAGGCAUUAAAUAGAAAAAUAGAUAAUGUUGAAUGGAGCGGCUAAGAUAUAAUGACCAGAUUUGAUCCUUAUAAAGCAAAAAUUGCACUAGAUAGCUUAAAUCAGAUUAGAAUUUGGCCCCAUGGAUGCUAUGGAUACUUUAAGAGAUGGAGAACUCUACUUAAGAACGUAAUGAAGCACUCUUUAAUUGAAAAUCUUAUGACUCUCUGCGUUUUUGCUAACACUAUCAUUUUAUCUAUGGAUAGAUACGGUAUUGAUGCUGACACCUAAUCUAUCUUGAGUAGCUUUAACACAUUUUUCACUAUUGUUUUCAGCAUUGAAAUGUUCUUAAAAAUUGCAGCCAUUGGUCUCGUCAAAUGGUUAAGAGAUAAAAUGAAUUACAUGGAUGGUUUUAUAGUUAUUUUGUCUCUUGUUGAACUCGUAUUUAUGAGUGGAAGUGGAGCGUUUAGUGCAUUUAGAUCUAUAAGAAUGCUUAGGACUCUGAGAGUCUUGAGAGUUGCUCGUUUGCUUAGAGGAAUGAAAUCUAUGAUCAAUAUUAUUUAGGUUAUUCAGAGAUCCCUUUCUAGUUUUGUCUACUUGGGAAUGCUGCUUUUCCUAUUUAUCUUUAUUUUCGCCCUUCUUGGAAUGCAACUUUUUGGAGGUAAUUUCAAGAAUCUUUAAAAUGCUUCAAGAUAUAACUUUGACUCUUUCAAUUAAGCAUUCGUCACAUCAUUUAUUUUGUUGUCAAUGGAAAAUUGGAAUACUGUACUAUUUAAUGCUAUGCAAUCAGAUGUCAAUAAAGCCAUUUCUGUUGUAUACUUUAUUAGCUGUAUAUUCGUUGGAAAUUUCAUGCUUUUGAACUUAUUCUUAGCUAUUCUGCUAGAUGCUUUUACUUCAGUAGAUGAGGAAGAUCAUGAUACUCCAGAGAAAAGAGCAGAACGAGAAAAAUAAAAACGCGAAUUGUUAAAAGAAAAAGCAGGUGAGGAACUUAUUACUGGCUUAGAGGAGAUUGAUGGAUAAGAUAAUAACCAUGGAGGUGCAGCCAAAAAGAAAAAGAAGAAAAAGAAGAAGAAGGCAAAGCCCGGAGAAGCUGUAGAGACAAACAUUCUUGAUGAAUCUGUUGAAAUUGAUAUGGAAGCACUUGAGCUGAAAAAACAAUAAACUAUCAGGGAAAAAAGUAGGUUAUUUGAGGGAGUAGGUUGCGAAAGGUCAAUAUAUAUGUUUACUAAAACCAAUCCUAUUAGAAUCUACUCAUACAAGAUAGUGACUAACAACAAAUUCGAAAACUUUAUUCUUGUGCUAAUUAUCUUGAGUAGCAUUAAGCUAAUUUAUGAUACUUACUUGUUUAACGCGCCUGAUGAUGAUCCCUAGGUUGUUAUUUCUGGCAAAUUUGAUUUAGCUUUUACUGUUUUGUUUACUGGAGAAUGCGUGCUGAAAUGUAUAGCCUAUGGAUUUAUUUAAGAUUAAAAUUCCUAUUUGAGAGAGACAUGGUCACAGAUGGAUUUCUUCAUCGUUGUGACCUCUCUUAUUGAUGCCACUUUUAGUGGUCUCUUCUUUCUUCAAUGGGAGCUAUCUUCAAUGUGGGUAUUGUGGUUGUUUGUAUAUUUUUGA